AUGCAAAAAAUUAGAUAAAACUUUGAAUUAAGAAACAAGUUAGGUUCUGGUGCUUUUGGGGACAUUUACUUAGGAGUGAAUACAAAAAAUAACAUUGAGAAUGUCCUCAAUUAAGAUAUGAACAUGAAAUUUAUAAAAGAUUAUUAGCUGAUAAUUAGAGUAUAGAUAGAGGAAGGAAUGUGGGUUUACAUUUAUGGUUGUGGAUUUAUUGGGGCAUCCUUGGAGGAGCUCUUCGUGAGUAAGAAAAAAAAGUUUUCUCUAAAAACAGUUGUUAUGAUUGGAUUGCAACUUCUAGAGAGAAUAGAGUUCGUUCAUUCAAAGGGUAUAAUACAUAGAGAUAUAAAACCUGAUAACUUUUUAAUUGGGAAACUCAACAAACAAAACAAAAUUUAUAUCUUGGAUUUUGGUUUGGCAAAACGAUUUGUUAAAGAAAACGGACAUAUACCAUUUAGGGAAUCGAAGACUCUAACUGGAACUGCCAGAUAUUGUAAUUUAAAUACACACUUAGGUGUAGAACAAAUUAGAAGAGAUGACAUUGAGUGUAUGGCAUAUGUAUUGUUUUAUUUUCUCAAAUCAACUUUGCCAUGGUAAAACAUGAGAACAAAAAUUAAAGAGAGAAGUAACUCUGCCUUUUUGAAUACGAACGAAUUAUGGAAAAGAAGAUGA
Messenger RNA from Paramecium tetraurelia, 666 nucleotides. RefSeq lists its product as uncharacterized. The record is from RefSeq and is a predicted model, not a curated record. The transcript has 4 exons. Gene Ontology annotation, molecular function: protein serine/threonine kinase activity; ATP binding. Gene Ontology annotation, cellular component: cytoplasm; nucleus. Lineage: Eukaryota; Ciliophora; Oligohymenophorea; Peniculida; Parameciidae. Gene Ontology annotation, biological process: signal transduction; endocytosis; peptidyl-serine phosphorylation.